AUGGUGGCCGAUCGUCACCCUUCUGAGCAGAUCGCUCCAACCACGCCGGAAACCCCUUGCUCCAGAAAUGGAGACCCCCAGAAAGUUACCUUGAAGAUGUUUUUUCUUUCCCUCUGGGUUUCUUGGGCAGCAACGAUUUCAAGCUUCGACAAUGGUUUCGCCGGCACUGUGCUGAUCAUGCCCUCGUACCAAAAGGCGUUUGGUCACUGCGAGACCAAGUUCGACCCCAAUACUCAAGAUCAGGUCGAAAUUUGUGACCUGAACACGCUCCAACAGUCUCUCAUCAGCAUCUCUAUAUUGUUCAUUGCCCUCGGGUGUAUCCUUUCCGGAUUUUGUGGCUCUAAACUGGGCCGCAGGGGUACAAUUCAAGUCGCGUGUGUCUUUUGCGUCUUUGGAGCCGCUGGUAUGCUUGGCACAUCUGGAAAAUUCAGCAGUUACAUUGUGUGUAAGUGUAUCAGUGGCGUCGGUAUUGGGCAAUUAUACGCUUCCAGUGUCGUUUACGGCUCAGAAUGUGUUGUUGCAAGCAAACGAGGUCUGCUUCUUGGAAUCUACAACAUUGGCUUAGCCCUGGGCAACCUGAUAGUAGCAGCAGUAUGUGCCGGAUCAGCAACACUCGGUCCGGAUGAUGAUUGGCAGUGGAAAACGCCCAUCGUUUGCCAGAUUCCUCUCGCCGUGACUCUCGGGUUUGGAAUGUUCAUGUUCCCCGAGUCACCGCGAUGGCUUUUAUCGAAAGGCAAAGACGAAGCAGCUCGCGUAUCAUUUGCAUCAUUUUUGUGCCAUGACCCACAUUCACUUGAAGUGAAAAAGCAAAUGGAGGAUGUCCAGCAGCAUCUCGAUUUUGAAAGAAGCAUUGAUGCCACCACAUCUUGGGUCGAGAUAUACCGUGGCAACAACUUACGUCGAACUGCUGUCUCUGCAUUAAUCUUGAUCGGUCUGCCGAUCACAGGUAUCCAAUUCGUUGCUCCCUAUGCGGCCCUAUUCCUCAAAGGGGUGGGAAUAAACAAUCCGUACCUCAUAAAUGCCAUUAUCGGACUAUGUAUUUUUGCCGGGGCUUUCACCGGCCCACUGGCUCUCGAUUACGGAGGCAGAAGACUCUCUAUAACGAUCGUCGUUGCAUUUCUUUGCAUCUGGGCCUUUAUAUUCGGUGGACUGAUCGGAUCAAGUACAUGGCUUGCCUCUGCGGAAAUGCACAGCAUUCGACUCCGCACUUAUGGCCAAGCCAACACGACUUUUCUUUACGGAAUCUUUGCUUUCGGGGCCGCUUUCUGGACGCCAUAUAUGUUGAACCCAGAAUACGGGAACAUGGGUGUCAACGUUGGCUACUUCUACUUUGGUGUGACUGUUGGCGUUCUCUUUUUGACUUUCUUAUUUGUCCCAGAAACGUCGCAAUUAACACUGGAGCAAAUUGAUGAUUAUUUUGUGUCCAAUACAAAGGCUUGGAGCACCUCAACAAAAAGGAACAUUGCCCUGAGCGGGCCUAAAUCUGCCUACGAUGUUGAGCAGGUCGAAGCUUCUGCCAAUUCGUCUUCCGCUAUGUGA
Penicillium argentinense is the source of this 1539-nucleotide messenger RNA. RefSeq names its product mfs monosaccharide transporter protein. Gene Ontology annotation, biological process: transmembrane transport; carbohydrate transport. The transcript is spliced from 2 exons. Gene Ontology annotation, molecular function: carbohydrate:proton symporter activity. NCBI's taxonomy places the organism in Eukaryota, Fungi, Ascomycota, Eurotiomycetes, Eurotiales, Aspergillaceae. The record is from RefSeq and is a predicted model, not a curated record. Gene Ontology annotation, cellular component: membrane. The coding region runs from base 1 to 1539 and encodes 512 amino acids.